Molecule: messenger RNA, 2833 nt
Organism: Medicago truncatula (barrel medic)
Lineage: Eukaryota; Viridiplantae; Streptophyta; Magnoliopsida; Fabales; Fabaceae
Product: G-type lectin S-receptor-like serine/threonine-protein kinase At4g27290
Exons: 7
Coding region: 83-2554 (823 amino acids)
Biological process (GO): protein phosphorylation; recognition of pollen
Molecular function (GO): protein serine/threonine kinase activity; ATP binding
Source: RefSeq, a predicted model, not a curated record
UUAAUAGUCAAACAAACAAAAAAAAACGGGGGAAUAUAAUUUGAUAAAAUGAAAAUGAUGAGAACAAACUCACACAAAAAGAAUGGAGAACAAUAACCAGGGGCUUAUGCUAAUGGUGUUUUUUUUCUUCUUUUGCUCCAUGCCCAAUUUCUCUACGCAGAAAACCUUUACUACUAUAGCUCCAAAUCAAUUUAUGCAAUACGGUGAUACUCUUGUUUCUGCAGCUGGAAUGUAUGAAGCAGGAUUUUUCAACUUUGGUGAUUCACAACGCCAAUACUUCGGUAUAUGGUACAAGAACAUAUCGCCAAGGACUAUUGUGUGGGUUGCCAAUAGAAAUACCCCGACACAAAACUCAACAGCAAUGUUGAAACUUAACGAUCAAGGAAGUCUUGUUAUCGUGGAUGGCUCCAAAGGCAUUAUCUGGUCCUCCAAUAUAUCAAGAAUUGUAGUGAAAUCAGUUGUUCAGCUUUUUGAUUCGGGAAAUCUUGUCCUGAAAGAUGCAAACUCUCAGAACUUUCUGUGGGAAAGUUUUGACUAUCCCGGUAACACUUUCCUUGCUGGAAUGAAGCUGAAAAGUAACUUAGUUACUGGUCCAUAUAGAUAUCUCACAUCUUGGAAAGACCCUCAAGAUCCUGCUGAGGGUGAGUGUUCAUAUAAGAUAGAUACACAUGGUUUUCCUCAACUGGUUACUGCAAAGGGAGCAAAGGUUCUGUAUAGAGGAGGGUCAUGGAAUGGAUUUCUUUUCACUGGUGUUUCUUGGCAAAGACUGCGUAGAGUCUUGAAUUUCUCAGUAGUAGUCACCGACAAAGAAUUCUCUUAUCAAUAUGAAACUUUAAACAGUUCAAUUAAUACUAGAUUGGUGCUAGAUCCAUAUGGAACUUCACAACGUUUUCAAUGGUCAGAUAGGACACAGAUUUGGGAGGCUAUAUAUGCUCUUCCUGCAGACCAGUGUGAUGCUUAUGACUUGUGUGGUAACAAUUCUAACUGCAAUGGUGAUAUCUUUCCAAUAUGUGAAUGCUUAGAAGGUUUCGUGCCAAAAUCUCAACCAGAGUGGGAGUCAUCAAAUUGGUCUGGUGGGUGCAUAAGGAAAACACGUUUAAAUUGUCUCCAUGGCGAUGGAUUUUUACCGUACACAAACAUGAAGUUGCCAGACACGUCAACAUCUUGGUAUGACAGGAGCUUGAGCCUUGAGGAAUGUAAGACAAUGUGUUUGAAAAACUGUUCUUGCACUGCAUAUGCAAAUUCAGAUAUCAGAGAUGGUGGGAGUGGCUGCUUACUUUGGUUUGACAACAUUGUCGACAUGAGAAAACAUCCAGACCAAGGACAAGACAUUUACAUACGGCUGGCAUCUUCAGAGCUUGAUCAUAAAAAGAAUAAGCGGAAAUUGAAGCUUGCUGGGACUCUUGCAGGAGUUGUUGCAUUCAUUAUAGGACUAACCGUUCUCGUAUUGAUCACAUCAGUAUAUAGAAAGAAGCUUGGUAAGCCGAGUGAAAAUGGGUAUAUAAAAAAGUUAUUUCUCUGGAAGCACAAGAAGGAGAAGGAAUAUUGUGAUUUGGCAACAAUAUUUGAUUUUUCAACCAUCACUAUUGCAACAAAUAAUUUCUCUGUCAAAAGCAAGUUGGGAGAAGGUGGUUUUGGAGCAGUGUACAAGGGUGUAAUGGUAGACGGCCAAGAGAUUGCUGUUAAAAGGCUUUCUAAAACAUCGGCACAAGGAACCGAGGAGUUCAAAAAUGAAGUAAACUUGAUGGCAACACUUCAACACCGUAAUCUUGUUAAACUUCUUGGUUGUUCUAUUCAACAAGAUGAAAAGUUGUUGAUCUAUGAAUUCAUGGCCAACAGAAGCUUGGAUUACUUUAUUUUUGAUACUAUGCGAAGCAAAUUGCUAAAUUGGAAUAAGCGCCUGGAAAUUAUUGAUGGAAUUGCUCGAGGGCUGUUGUAUCUUCAUCAAGAUUCUACACUAAGAAUCAUACAUAGAGAUAUGAAAACAAGCAAUAUUCUUCUUGAUAUUGAUAUGAUUCCAAAGAUAGCAGAUUUUGGUUUAGCCAGAUCAUUUAUGGGAGACGAAGCAGAGGCUAAUACAAAUAGAUUGAUCGGAUCAUAUGGAUAUAUGCCUCCAGAAUAUGCAGCGGAUGGAUCCUUCUCAAUAAAAUCUGAUGUUUAUAGUUUUGGAGUUGUUCUACUUGAGAUAAUUAGCGGUAGAAAGAAUCAUGGAUUUCGCGACCCACUACACCGUCUUAACCUUCUUGGUCAUGCAUGGAGACUAUGGAUUGAAGAAAGACCACUGGAGUUAAUAGCUGACGUAUUAUAUGAUGAUGACGCCAUAUGUACAGAAAUACUAAGAUUUAUUCAUGUGGGUCUAUUGUGUGUACAACAGAAACCAGAAAAUAGGCCUAACAUGUCAUCUGUGGUUUUUAUGUUAAAGGGUGAAAAGUUACUUCCGAAACCAAGUGAACCCGGGUUCUACGCAGCAAGCGAUAAUAAAAAUAGCAUAGAAUCUUCAUCUAAAGAGUGUUCAAUAAUUGAAGCUUCAAUCUCAUUAUUAGAGGCCCGAUAGAAUGCCACUGUGUGUGAUACUAAAUUCUUGUUUUGACAAAUAUAGAUACAGAUAGAUCAUAGAACACUAAUGUGUUGUACAUGUGUAAUUUUAUGUUACUGAUUCUUGAUAAAUUCCUGUUGUUAAAGUGUAUUUCAAAAACUUAUUUAAAUUACUAUGCCAUUUUCUAUCUGGUAUUGUAAAUCAAUUAUUGUUGAAAUGUAACAGAAUUAUAGGAUACUUGAGGUCCAUUUGUAGAAUCGUUCGGAAUCUGAAAUUUCAUAUUUUUAUCUUUUGGAA